UGCCUGCGGAGGCUGCCUUCCUCUCGUCCUAAGUUCCGGUGCUGGUGCUGCCGGAGCGUUCCGCGAACACCCACGCGCGGCUCGCGGCAGCCCUCCUCGCACUCGGCGCUUCCGACUGCGGGUGGGCGAGUGCCCGCGUUUUUCCUGCGGCGAGGGGCGAAGCGGAGGCCGUUCCAGGCCCUCCGGCCGGGCGCGGGGCAGGCGCGCACAUCGCUCGCCAUCCGGGGCGCGCGUGGGCCUCUCGAGACCCCAGCGGCGACCCGUAGCUCGGGCGCGCGCCUGUCGCAGCCCGCAGGAAGGAGGCGGCCUGAGGCCCGGGGCGGCGGCCGCCAUGGAGAUCCCCUCGGCCCAGGGCCGGUGCCUGGGGCCUCGGGAGCGGCCCUGACCGUCCUCCUCCCCGCCCGGGCCGGGUCACAGUUGUGCCCCCGGCGGCGCUCGGCCACCUCUGUGUCUCCGCCCUCGCUGGGUCGCGCUGCUGCCUGGGCGCGGCGGCGGCGGCGGCGCCCUGUUGAAUGGGCUGUGAGGGCCCGGGUCUGAAGUGCUGGCGGACGCGGCCUCCGGGGGCGCAAGGCAGCAGCAGCGGUGGCGACCAAACGGGUGUUGGAGUUGGCGGCGGCCAUGGAGGGCCUGGCUGGCUAUGUGUACAAGGCGGCCAGCGAGGGCAAGGUGCUCACUCUGGCUGCCUUGCUCCUUAACCGGUCGGAAAGCGAUAUCCGCUACCUGCUGGGCUAUGUCAGUCAGCAGGGAGGACAGCGCUCCACACCUCUCAUCAUCGCAGCCCGCAACGGGCACGCCAAGGUGGUGCGCUUGCUGUUAGAACACUACCGUGUGCAGACCCAGCAGACUGGCACCGUCCGCUUCGACGGGUAUGUCAUUGAUGGUGCCACUGCUCUUUGGUGUGCUGCAGGAGCCGGACAUUUUGAAGUUGUUAAACUUCUAGUCAGCCAUGGAGCCAACGUGAACCACACCACAGUCACUAACUCAACCCCACUGCGGGCAGCAUGCUUUGAUGGCAGACUGGACAUUGUGAAAUAUUUGGUUGAAAAUAAUGCCAAUAUCAGCAUUGCCAACAAGUAUGACAACACCUGUCUAAUGAUCGCAGCAUAUAAGGGGCACACUGAUGUUGUCAGAUACCUUUUAGAGCAGUGCGCUGAUCCCAACGCUAAGGCACACUGUGGAGCCACAGCAUUGCACUUUGCAGCUGAAGCUGGUCACAUUGACAUCGUGAAAGAACUGAUAAAAUGGCGAGCUGCAAUAGUGGUGAACGGCCAUGGGAUGACACCGUUAAAAGUAGCUGCCGAAAGCUGUAAAGCUGAUGUUGUUGAACUGUUGCUUUCUCAUGCCGAUUGUGACCGCAGAAGUCGGAUUGAAGCCUUGGAGCUUUUGGGUGCUUCCUUUGCAAAUGACCGUGAGAACUAUGACAUCAUGAAGACAUACCACUAUUUAUAUUUAGCCAUGUUGGAGAGGUUUCAGGAUGGUGACAACAUUCUUGAAAAAGAGGUUCUCCCACCCAUCCAUGCUUAUGGGAACAGAACUGAGUGUAGGAACCCCCAGGAACUGGAGUCCAUUCGGCAAGACAGAGAUGCUCUUCACAUGGAGGGCCUUAUAGUGCGGGAACGGAUUUUAGGUGCUGACAACAUUGAUGUUUCCCACCCCAUCAUUUACAGAGGGGCUGUCUAUGCUGAUAACAUGGAGUUCGAGCAGUGCAUCAAGUUGUGGCUUCAUGCGCUACACCUCAGGCAGAAAGGUAAUAGGAACACCCACAAGGAUCUCCUUCGAUUUGCUCAAGUCUUCUCCCAGAUGAUACACCUCAACGAAGCUGUGAAGGCCCCGGACAUAGAAUGUGUUCUGAGAUGCAGUGUUUUGGAAAUAGAGCAGAGUAUGAACAGAGUUAAAAAUAUCUCCGAUGCUGACGUCCACAGUGCCAUGGACAACUAUGAGUGUAACCUCUAUACCUUUCUGUACCUGGUGUGCAUCUCCACCAAGACACAGUGUAGUGAAGAAGACCAGUGUAGAAUUAACAAGCAGAUCUACAACCUGAUUCACCUGGACCCCAGAACACGGGAAGGCUUCACCUUGCUACACCUGGCUGUCAACUCGAACACACCAGUUGAUGAUUUCCACACCAACGAUGUCUGCAGCUUUCCCAACGCACUGGUGACAAAGCUCCUGCUGGACUGUGGUGCUGAGGUGAACGCCGUCGACAACGAGGGGAACAGUGCCCUCCACAUUAUCGUCCAGUACAACAGGCCCAUCAGUGACUUUCUGACCCUGCACUCCAUCAUCAUCAGCCUUGUGGAGGCCGGCGCUCACACCGACAUGACUAACAAGCAGAACAAGACCCCCCUAGAUAAAAGCACGACUGGGGUGUCCGAGAUUCUACUGAAAACGCAGAUGAAGAUGAGCCUCAAGUGCCUGGCUGCCCGAGCAGUUCGGGCUAAUGACAUUAACUACCAAGACCAGAUCCCCCGGACUCUUGAAGAGUUUGUUGGAUUUCAUUAAGUGACUGGAUGUGUAAAAUCGUUUAAUGUGGUGCUAAAAAGUAAAGGACUUUAAUCACAGACAAUAGAAGUAUGUGUUCAUAGGUUGUCCUUUUCUUUCCAUUCCCUGCAGCCCAUCCGUCCUUGGUUCCCUUUGGCUCUUGUCUCAUGUAUUGAUUUCAGCACACUAAACAGAGCAGCACUGUUCAGGUAUAACUGGAAGGUGUUUGGACAGUUCUUGGUUUCUUUUUCAUUUUUUUUAAAGGAAUGAAUGUAAGAUAUUUUGUGUAAUAGGGGGCAUUUGUGAUUUGAAAUUGAUGAUGUUUUAAACAGCUGCCGACAAAAGUAUUUCUGUUAAGCUGAUGUCAGCAUGUCAUCUGUGCAGCAGUUUUGAGGAUUUCAUGAAGAAAAUGAACUAAAAAGGAACAUUGAGAGCAAUGGGAGAUGCUCAUGCCCUGCGUGGAUGGUUCUCACUCUCAUUGUGUGUGCAGAAUGAUACAGCACAUUUUACACCAGGAGGACUUGAAACACUUAGCUACUGAUUAAUCAUCUGGAGAUUAUGUGCAGUUAUUGUUGGAAAGUUGAAUUCAUGGAAAUGAUUGCAUUCUGCUGGGUAGUGUCUUCUAACUGGUGAUCUUAGCUCAACCUUGUGGACAUUGCUAGACUCCACCCUUAGUCUUGUUUUCCGGUCUCUGUUGUAAUGAUGGAUCUAAAUUGCAGUCAUGCAUUUGAUUUUUGGCUCACAGCCCUAAAUAAGGAGCACGCUGUAUUAUGAAACAUUGUCAUAGUAUAGCUAGAUUGUCUGUUUGUCCCCUUUUAGCCCUUUCUUCUUGUGUUGUGUCUUUAAAAAUUUGGAAACUGCCUUUCCAGAGGACAUUUAUUUCUGUCUCCCUGUUAGGUGUAAGAUGAAUGAGGACACACUUCUGAUGUCUUUAGUCCAUUGUAAGCUGUAGGAAAACCAGGAGUAGGGUAUAGGAAAUGAAGUAUUUGAUGAGGAAAAUGAUUCUCAAUGCCACACAGAAGGUAUAUCUCAGAGCUGCAGACUUUUCUACCACAGAAUGUGGUACUGAGGUCUUUUUUUGCUUUCUUAUAUCAGCAACAUUUCAAUUCUCAAGAGUAUUCUGUGAUUUUUCUCUUGAAGUUGAAGGAACACCUGCUUCUACUGAUGCUGGGAAUGAUAAUGAAAGUAAAACUAGUUGUUCUGUAAUUUUUCUCUAGUGCCAAAUGAAUGCCUGAGCUACCCCUAGUGCAUGGUACCGUAAGUGGAGACACGCAGCUUCUUGUUUUCCUUUAGUGAAAAGCGUUGUCAUGAUGCAACAUCAGAUAUAAACUUUAAACAACCUGUAAGAUUUCACAAACAUUUUACCUGUGGAUAUUGCUUUUUAAAAUGGACAAGGAAGGUUGCAGUUGGAACAGCAUAAAACAUGAUCAAGCCAAAAUCAGCACCUAGGGCCUUAACAGAGAUACCCCACAAAAUGAACUACCUGGGAGGGCAGGAGAGACUUGAUGAACUUCCUCCUCUGAGGGUCGAGACACAGUUGCUGUCAUUGUGCUUCGUGUGUGUUCUUGCUUCAGUUGGGAGUGUUUGGAUGGUGAAUUCUUCCAUGGUAAUAGAUUUCUGUGUUCCCAACUUGAGAGUUUACAAGGAAGGCUUUCCUGAUGGCUUAAAGGGAGGUGUUGGAAUGACCCUAAUUUGGGAACUUCUGACCUUGACCCUCCUGACAUGACUCAAGGAGAUUCUGUCUCUACUUGCUCUGGCAGCUCUCAGUGGCCUGGAGGAGAUGACACACUGCACAGGUGAGUCAGUCUUGCCUCUGCCCAGGCUCAGGUCAGGUCUUUCCUUUUUAGACUCGAAGGCCUGAAACGGAGGACGGACGGUGAGGAAUAGCUGUGACACUUAGUAUUCAGUUGGUUCCGUUUUUUAAUGUGUGUGGUUUUAAGCACCCAAACUUAAAAUAUCAGAUAAUGUUGCAUGUUUUAAAAACAUUUUUUCCCCUUCACUACCCAGGACCAACACUGUUCUAGAUAUUAUAUAUGAGGAUAAUGAUAAAUAUGUCCAUAUCAGAGAUGGAAUUAAGGACAGCUUUGAAGGGGGAAGACAGUGCUGAUGAUGGGGAGCAAACUGAGCCAUGCUGGUGGUAAACUGGCUAGAUUUAUUUAAACUGUAGCUGCACAUUGUGCACUCUGGCUGAGGGUCUACUUCUGUCUGUAACGGUCACCCCACAUUUGCAUUGGGGAGCACCUGUAUAAAGCCAUUAUUGGAAGAAGUGAUCUUCAUGCCUGUUUUUUCCAUCAUUUGUUUUUGGUCGAAUUCUUUAAAAAUAAGCUCAGCCAAAUGUUCCAUAAACUUUUGUUAUUAAAGAAAAAUAAGUAGGUGUGGAAAGUGGUAGCUCUGUAGCUAGCUCCCUGGGCUGUCUCCCGCAGCCCUGGCUGUCGUUUGUUAUUGGUAGACUCAUGCUUUGAAUUCGAACUCUUUCUUAGCAACGUUAAUGAUUUCCCAGAACACUUCUCUGUCGUGUAAAUUGUCACGUAAAUUUGGAUGAGCCAGGAGUGCAGGAGGGUGUCUUCCACUUCUGCAGUUAGGAAGUGAACACUUGCGUGUCAGUGACUAACUCCAGUCUGGGCCGCAAACCCAUCCCCUUCCUUGCUGAAGAAGGGGUAACUGACUCCGACACCGUAGUUUUUAUAGUCCACCCUGAUCUCUGACAGCCCCACCACCUGCAGGUUCCCCGCUGUGGGCUUUGCUUUUGCUAGUUUCUGAGAAGGGUUUUGAUCUCAUUAUACCAAUAGUUGAUAAAUGGUGACUGGGAGGACUUGAGCAUUGUUUGAGUGGUAUCAACUAUGAUUUGGGAGCAAUGUCUCCCUAAAGGCAACAUGGUAUUAGACAAAUGCUUCUGAAAAUUCAAGUUCCAGAGAGCAGUUCUGUGUUAACAGCAUUUUUCUCCUCAAAAUCAGGCCGCUUUGGAUAAUCCAAGCAGAAGAGCUUCCUUAUUCUUGGAGUAGGGCAGCCAGAGGAGAGAGUUGUCUGCCCUAUGCUGGUUGAGAAGUGGCCAGUGGCUGAACUCUGAGUAGGUGGAUGAAAGUGUCUAUAUAUACUUCAUGAGAACAGUUAUAAAAAUCUGAAGUGUUCUUUAUCAGCUCCCCAGAUGUCAGUGUGCUCAGGAGCACACCCUUCUCACUGACAAGACUUCCUGCUACGGUAAUAGAGAGGAGUAAAACCUUCAACUCCGUCUUUUGCUCUCUGAACUGAUUUCAGUCCAGAUUCUAAGCUGUGCCCACUCCUACUUUGAAAGUGCACAGCUCCAUUCUGAAUACCAUCAGACAGUCCCUCACCAUGUACAUACACAGAGGGGCUUCCUUAGACAUUUCUGAUAGAUAGACCUGCCCAGAUCUUGAGAUGGGCCAGGGCAUAUGCUAUACCCUUUGCCAACCCUGGGAUCUGGAAUAAAUCCUACAGUGACAAUGCUGAUACAUUGACUUUUCCAAUGUAAAGUAAAUGUGGUCUCUAGUCCUAGGUUUGUGGAGUGUACCUUUGUGUUAAUGUAUUGGGAAGGGACAGCGGCUUGAUGGUUAUGGGGAGUAUAUCUUUGGUGUGUUGGCAGGGGUGACUGCUGCUAAAUUACUGUCAGCUUUCCUUUAGGGGUGAAUCAUGGGAUGAGUGGCCUCACCAGAAAAAUGAAGGCAUGAGGAUGCAAGCCUGCAAGGCGAGGAAACAGACAGGUUUUGUAUCUCUUUCUUAUUGGGUGUUGUAAAAUGUGUGCAUGGCUUUUGUUGUUGUUGUUGCUCAGUAAUUGGUAGAGGAGAAAAGAUGAAGGGACCCUCCCCCCAGCUUUCCUACCCAGUCUUUUCAGAGGUCCAUAGCUGGGGAGUAACAUCUGGCCGUAACCUGUUGGGAAGACCCUGUCCUUUGUAAUGUUCACCGCAUCCUGCCGUCCUCCGGGCAGAGGAGCUACAUAGUUGCAGUCUAGUAAUUCACCACGGUUUAUUACAAGCCAGUGACGUCAUUCUGUCGUGCACUCUUGUCAAGCCGUUUAUGUGACUUGAAUAAGCAUAGUAACCUUGCUGACUGCACCCGAGGUCUAUCAGUGAUUUAUAUAUUGCAUGAUGUCUUCUGUUUGAGUUUGACAUGUAGAAUCACUUUUGAUUUCAUGGCAAUUGACAGUCCUAAUGGCUCAGCUAAUUUGAAACUAACAACUUUGCUGUGUAAAAGGAACAAUGGUGUUGUGUUCAGUAAAUGUUUGAAAAAAAAGUA
This is a messenger RNA of Onychomys torridus (southern grasshopper mouse), 6732 nucleotides long. RefSeq names its product fem-1 homolog B (gene Fem1b). The record is from RefSeq and is a predicted model, not a curated record. The coding region runs from base 619 to 2502 and encodes 627 amino acids. Lineage: Eukaryota; Metazoa; Chordata; Mammalia; Rodentia; Cricetidae. Gene Ontology annotation, molecular function: protein binding. The transcript has 2 exons.